AUGCCUUCUUGUGACAGCGAUUCCUCCGAUGAUGGCGACGACUAUUCCACCACCAACGUCACUCUCGGUUAUGCGACCACGGAAUCAACCGGCGACGACAUCAGUCACCUCGGUGGGCAUCCCACCUGGUUAGACUCGAACCAUCCUCCUCCUGCGACUUUCGCCAAAUGCAAAGUGUGCAACGGCUACAUGUCCCUCCUAGUUCAGCUCAAUGCAGAUCUCCGACAGUACUUCCCCCAUGACGAACGAAGACUUCACGUCCUGUGCUGCAGAAAGAAAGCAUGCUCCAAGAAAAUUGGCAGCAUCAGAGCUUUCCGAGAAACGAGAAAAGCGGAAGGACGAGAGAAGAAGGAAAUCCCACCGAAGGAAAAGGAAUCAAAUAAGCCUCUGCAAGACUUGGGAAGUGCCCUUUUUGGAGGUACCAGACCACAGCUCUCGACAAGCAAUGAAAACCCUUUCUCGAUGUCCGGCACGAGCACACGGUCCUCCGUAAAACCUUUCUCCCCCCUGACCUCCCGCUCAACAUUGGCAGCGAAACCUCCACAGCGACCCGUCGAUGGACCUGAGCCUCCUACUGAGACCUUUGCAGACAAACUCAAGAUAGUGUCUGACCAAAGCCCUGAACAAUUGAAGAAAGAGCCCACAGAACCUUGGCCGGAGAAUUCCGCGUUCCCCUCUCCGUAUGCAUCUUUUUACCUUGACGCCUAUCCUGAAGAUUUGUACCCAGCACCUCCUGAACCGCCGACAGCCGAAUCGUCCCAGACACAAUACGAUAUAGACGAUAGUGGAAAUAGCAGGGCGGACAAAGACAAUUUUGAGUCUUCACUGGAUAAGACAUUUCAAAAGUUUUCAGACCGAAUAGGCCAGAAUCCGGAACAGGUCUUGCGGUACGAGUUCAAAGGUGAACCACUCCUGUACUCUGGGACAGACAGUGUGGCUUCGAGAUUUGUUGUUCCACAUGGCAAAUCAGGUGCCGUGAGAGGCAUCCCGAAGUGUGAGAGCUGCGCAGCACAAAGAGUUUUCGAGUUGCAGCUAGUGCCGGGAUUGAUCUACGAACUAGAAAAAGAUGAAGUAUUGGACUUGGAAGACGGCAUGGAGUGGGGGACAGUCAUCCUUGGGACAUGUGUGAACAACUGUGGCGACCCAGGAAAGAUAUCAUUCCGGGAGGAAUGGGUGGGAGUUCAGUGGGAAGAAAGGGUGGUGAGAAAGUGA
Molecule: messenger RNA, 1212 nt
Organism: Rhinocladiella mackenziei CBS 650.93
Lineage: Eukaryota; Fungi; Ascomycota; Eurotiomycetes; Chaetothyriales; Herpotrichiellaceae
Exons: 1
Coding region: 1-1212 (403 amino acids)
Biological process (GO): maturation of SSU-rRNA
Cellular component (GO): cytoplasm
Source: RefSeq, a predicted model, not a curated record